AUGCGUAUCUGGAUGACCUUUCAAUUGCAGGUUCUUUACGAGAGGAGCACAUGCGCCACGUACAAACACUUUGAUCGUUUAGCUCAACACGCAAUGACGAUUAAGGCAGAAAAGUGUUCGUUGGGUGUUGGUUCAGUCAACUUCCUCGGCCAUUGUGGCUCCUCUACAGGCGUCGUACCACUGCAGGAUAAAAUGCAUGCCAUCGUCGACUACCCCGAGCCUCACUAUUUCAACCAGUUCAGGCGUUUUGAUGGGCAUGUCAACUUUUACCGACGGUUCAUACCCAACUGCGCUUCGCUGAUGCAACCCCGCACGGACCUUCUCCGAUGGAAACUCAAGAAAUUCGUAUUUCCUGCCGCAGCACGCGCUGUUUUUAAGUCGCUAAAAGGGGCUAUUGCCAACAUAGUUUCUAUAGCGCAUCACGAUCUGCCCGCCCCACUGUUCCUCAGAACUGACGCUUCGGAAUUGGCAGUCGGCGCUGUUUUGCAGCAACGCGUAGCCGACACGUGGCAGCCCUUAGCGUUUCUCUCCAAAAUCCUAAAACCUACCGCACUUUGCUACGGCACGUUCGGUAGAGAACUACUAGCCGCAUAUCUGGCGAUACCUCACUUUCGACGCGUCCUAGAAGGCCGCCCCUUUGUCGUCUUCACUGACCACAAACCCUGA
This is a messenger RNA of Dicrocoelium dendriticum, 666 nucleotides long. NCBI's taxonomy places the organism in Eukaryota, Metazoa, Platyhelminthes, Trematoda, Plagiorchiida, Dicrocoeliidae. The record is from the annotation of a GenBank genome assembly.